UUUAUUAUUCAUGAUAAUUUGUUUUAUAACCUAAUAUAACAUUAAAAAAAAUCAAAUAUGGCAAAAAUGAAAAAGACAAGAUAUAUAUCUGUAAAAAGAAUGAUUAGCUCACAUGAACAAAGUCUAAAUAAAUCUAGUAAAAAGAAAAGUGAAUCUGAAAUAUCAAAAAGCGAUUUUAUUCAUGAGAUCCCACGAGUUUCUUCAUCGUUGUUCUUUCAAUAUAAUAAGUCUUUAGGCCCUCCUUAUCAUGUUUUAGUGGAUACAAAUUUUAUUAAUUUUUGUAUAAAAAAUAAAAUAGAUAUUAUAAAGGGAAUGAUGGAUUGUUUAUAUGCAAAAUGUAUUCCAUACAUCACUGAUUGUGUUAUGGGUGAACUCGAAAAACUAGGUAGUAAAUUCAGAAUAGCAUUAAGAAUUGCUCGUGAUCCAUGUUUUGAGAGAUUACCAUGUUCUCAUUUUGGUAUUUAUGCUGAUAAUUGUAUAAUUUCCAGAAUAAUGCAAAAUAAUUGUUAUAUCGUUGCUACUAAUGAUAAAAAUCUUAAGGUUCUUAUACGUAAAAUCCCUGGCGUGCCAAUUAUGUAUGUUGGAAAUCAUAAAUUAAAAGUUGAAAGACUUGUAGGUCUUGAUUAGU
Molecule: messenger RNA, 628 nt
Organism: Pneumocystis murina B123
Lineage: Eukaryota; Fungi; Ascomycota; Pneumocystomycetes; Pneumocystales; Pneumocystaceae
Exons: 6
Coding region: 58-627 (189 amino acids)
Cellular component (GO): nucleolus; small-subunit processome
Source: RefSeq, a predicted model, not a curated record